UUGGAAAGCUGAAAACCACGUCAAAAGGAAACCAGUACAUUUGUGUACUGGUAGAUUAUCUAACAAAGUGGCCGCAGGCCUAUCCUUUAAAAACCAAAAGUGUAGCUGAAGUCACUGAGUGCAUCAUUAAGUUUUUUUUUAUCAAUUUGAAGCACCAAAACGAAUUCUGACUGAUCAGGGCAAGGAGUUUGUCAAUGAGAUAAAUAAAAAUGUCUGCAAAAUCCUAAACAUAAAAAGGAGUCUCUGUGCUCCAUACCACCCACAGACAAAUGGACUUGUCGAGAAGAUGAAUGGAACAAUCCAGAGAGCCCUGUCUAAACUUGUAAAUAAAAGACCAGAGGAAUGGGACAACCAUCUUGAUGCAGUCAUGUUUGGACUAAGAACGAAGUGCCAAGUAACCACCAAGUAUUCGCCAUUUUUUUUGAUGUUUGGCCGAGAGGCAAGGUAUCCCUCUCAAAUUCCAUCAGAAUACAGGGUGGACAGCAGUGUGGAGGACAACUUGUCUGUGGAGGAGGUGACAGAGGGCAUCCUGAAGCUGGAUGAAGUUCUCCAAGCUGCCAUCACAAAUACGAGCAGUAAACAAUCAAAACAAAAGAAGAGGAUAAAGGAAACCAGCAGCCCUGCUUUUCAUGUUGGCAUGAAAGUGUGGCGAUUAAAUGUGAGAAGCCAGCAGAGGAAAGGGGGCAAGUUGGAUCCUAACUACCUUGGGCCCUACACCAUCACAGCCAUUGUUGAUAAAAGUGCCGAUCUUUUGGACAGCCAGGGAGUCACAAUACCCAAAAUCAACACUGAUCAUUUGAUUGAGUACAAGGAGGAGCACCCACGAGUUCCACGAAAGUGUUCCUUGGACUCUCCUACCACCUUAUCUGGGCCACCUAACACCACUACCUCCUCUGUGCCGUCCACUACCUCCUCUGUGCCGUCCACUACCUCCUCUGCGCCGUCCACUACCUCCUCUGGGCCGUCCACUACUUCUGCUGCACCGUCCACUACCUCUGCUGCACCGUCCACUACCUCUGCUGCACCGUCCACUACCUCCUCUGGGCCGUCCACUACUUCUGCUGCACCUUCCACUACUUCUGCUGCACCGUCCACUACUUCUGCUGCACUGUCCACUACCUCUUCUGGGCCGUCCACUACCUCCUCUGAAACAUCUACCACUUCCUCUGGAGCACCCACUACCACAAUUCCUGGGCAAAUGACCACCACCUCUACUAGUCCAACAGUGGACCCCUUGAUCACCAACAGUAUGUGUCAGACCACUUCAUGUUAA
Messenger RNA from Paramormyrops kingsleyae, 1273 nucleotides. The record is from RefSeq and is a predicted model, not a curated record. NCBI's taxonomy places the organism in Eukaryota, Metazoa, Chordata, Actinopteri, Osteoglossiformes, Mormyridae.